GCAUUUCCUCACAGCAUAGAGAUCCACCCAGUAAGGGUCUAACAUGCUUGUCUUUUGCGUUUGCCUCCUGGUAUUUUUCGCCAGCGUCGGGGCAAAAACGCCCUUCAUGAGCGAGUAUGAGUUUUCCCGCCAAAGAGACGAGUUGAUGGCCAAAGAGUGGAUGUUUGCUGGGCACGCGAUGGAUCUUACUGAUGAUGAAAAGAUCGUCGAUAACUACCUGGAAUACUUGAAAUGGCAAGAGUUCAUGGCUACAAAAGACAGAUUUCCGCCUUCUGUAGGAUUGGAAAGCGUCCUCGAUCAUAUCGUCAACUCAAAAGUUUUCAAAACCUUGAAAACAUUCCCAAAGGGUGGAAACAUGCAUUUGCACGAAAACCAUGUUCUCAGCAAAAGCAAAAUGCUUGACAUCGUUUAUAGCUCGGACGACUAUGAACAUCUCUACGUUGCUGUAAAUGUCUCUAAUAAUUAUAAAUGGCGCCUGGAUUUCUUUCUUAACCCACCAAAAGGGUGGGAAAAGGUGAAAGGAAAUCCAAAAUACACCAAAGAAAAACUUCUGCCCCACAUGCACCUGUUGGGUUCCAUGACGGAGUAUGCUAAAGAAAACCCAACUAACAGCGGUCAGAGAUGGAAGGAAACAGACCCCAUGUUUAGCAGACUAGGGUCAGAGGUCAUUGCCAAUGCUAACAUAAAGGAGAAGUACCUAAAGGGUAUUUUGGAGGCAGCUGUCGAGGAGAACGUUCAGUACUUGGAGACACGGACCUCACUCUCCGGCCGUUUAUACGUUCUAGACUCCGAUCCAAAAUACACCUCCAAUCACGGAAAAAGGUAUAUCGAUACCUCGGACGGAGAGCUCGAAAUCCAGCAAAGUAUUCAAACGAUCGAUGCAUUCGUCAAAAAGAAUCCCCACUUUAUUGGGCUACGUAAGAUAGCAAACUCGUUCAGGCGUAAGACCAUGCAAGAAAUGUACAUCGAUAUGGAGAAGGCCAUAAGAAUGCAUCUCAAAUACCCCAACUACAUCGCAGGCUUUGACAUGGUCGGAGAGGAAGACAGGGGAAACUCCCUCCUCUAUUAUAUGGAGGACUUCCUAAAACUCUAUGACAAUGCUACGGGGGAAAGCCGCGUUCCGUUUUACCUACACAACGGCGAGACCAACUGGCCGGAUGACUUGCUGACCGCCUCGAACGCAAACGACCCCGUCGGAACGCUACAGAACACUUACGAGGCGGUUCUGCUCGGUGCUAAGCGUGUCGGACAUGGACUAGGCUACUUCAAACACCCCUAUCUCUUAGACCUACUGAAACAACACCAGACUGCAAUCGAAGUUUGUCCAGUUAGUAACCAAUUGCUAGGUUAUACGGCCGAUCUGCGGAACCACCCGGCGAUUAACUUCAUUCGAAUGGGCGUACCGGUCAUACUUGGUGCGGAUGACCCUGCAACUUUUGGCUAUAACUAUUUCACUGCAGAUUGGUACGAAGCGUUUAUGGGAUGGGGACUUCGUCUGCCAGACUUGAAGAAGCUUGCCAUUAAUUCUCUGCACUACAGCGCAAUGACAACGAAAGAGAAAGUAUCUGCCAUAAACGAAAAGUGGAAACCGGCCUAUUCUAAAUUCAUUGCUGACAUAAAGAGAGAGGCCUGCUCAAUAGAUUUCAGCAACACGACAAACGAGCCUUUCAUCGCCAGAAUUUUCCCUCGAGAAGGUCCGAUGAAAGCCUCUUCCAAAAUACACGUGUUUGGCCGAAACUUCGAGCAAGCUAUUUGCCAGGGUGUUGUCUGCAAGUUUGACAAUACAAUGACUUCUGGGUCUUACGUUUCUGGCCAGCAACUUUCUUGCAAAGUACCGGACUUCAAGUCUAUAGGUAAAACAGAUGUUGGCAACUCGGUUCCUGUGAGGCUUAGAGUGUCUGUUGACGGUGGCGCCACCUUUCUGCCUUACAAUAGCCAGUUCACAUACGUUUCGGAUGGCACAUCAGAGCCAUUUAUUGGUUGAAAGUAUGUUAUUCAGGAAAUUUGAAUCAGAAAGGAAAAGAACCUACAAAGUGACUGGAAAGUUAUAAUUCAAUUUUUGCACCUUUUGCUUAAGUAUCGAACGAAUAAAAUACUACGUAAAUCAACACCGCUUGAGUUGUUAUGGUGAAACCACCAUCCUCAUCAAUGUGGGUUUGAUUAACACCAUUAUGUGAAUUUAAGGCACGGGGGGCUUAUACAGUAGCACAAAUUUUAAAGUGGUUAUUUUGUUACACUGGCAACAAUAAUAUUUGCCUAGUUUUUUUUUUAUGCAAAAGGUUGGAUAAACUGUUUUAAAAUAAAGGAUGAAUUAUGUUUU
Molecule: messenger RNA, 2320 nt
Organism: Lingula anatina
Lineage: Eukaryota; Metazoa; Brachiopoda; Lingulata; Lingulida; Lingulidae
Product: adenosine deaminase-like
Biological process (GO): adenosine catabolic process; inosine biosynthetic process
Molecular function (GO): adenosine deaminase activity
Source: RefSeq, a predicted model, not a curated record